Molecule: messenger RNA, 844 nt
Organism: Paraglomus occultum
Lineage: Eukaryota; Fungi; Glomeromycota; Glomeromycetes; Paraglomerales; Paraglomeraceae
Source: the annotation of a GenBank genome assembly
GCAGUGUUGGAUGUUGGAUGAAGCCAGUCUCAGGAAGAGUCGGGAGACCGAUCUGAAAUAUUUAAAGGAGAUUGAACUGGCCAAAAUAAGGUUCUCAUAUUUAGUGAUUACUGCACUGGGACGUCGUUUGAACGUUCGUCAGGUCAUUAUUGCUACCGCCAUAACUUAUUUUAAAAGAUUUUAUACAAAAAACGGCUAUAAAAACACAGAUCCAUAUCUGGUUGCUGCAACUUGCAUGUAUUUAGCGUGUAAAAUGGAAGAAUUUCCUCAGCACAUCAAGUCGGUUAUACUAGAAAUGAAGAACGUUACUGCCGAUCAAGGAGGCUUUGCUUACGAUAACCAAAAAGUGGCAGAGAUGGAAUUUUACCUCCUCGAAGAGCUUGAAUUCAAUCUUAUUGUUUAUCAUCCGUACCGCACACUGAAAACUUUAGCUAUAGAUCUAGGACAAAAGAGCGAUGUCAUUCAGCGAGCGUGGCACAUUGUGAACGAUCUGUUUAGGACAGACAUUUGUCUUGUAUAUCCGCCAUAUAUGAUUGCUAUCGCAGCUGUAGGUUUUGUGAUUAUGAUAAAAGAGGCAAGAGCUAAUCACAAUGGCAUAGAUACAAGAACAAGAAAAGGGAAUGGGAGCGUGGGAGGGAUUGGAAGCGGGAGCAGACAUGAAGGAAGAGGCAUUUCCGGGAUUAAGGAAUUGAAACAGUGGUUUUCCGGAUUACAAGUCGAUAUGGAAAAGGUAUUGGAAAUAAUAAGAAAUAUCAAAAAUCUUUAUUCACAAUGGCGUGAAGUAAAUGAAAUCAAGGCACAAGAUGUAUUGCGAAAGUUGAGAGAAGCUCAGAAUAAAAGUUGA